AUGGCUUCCAGUUCCGGCACCACCAUCUCCGCCGUCCCGGACGACAUCAUCCGAACUCACAUCCUCACACGCCUGCACGGUCCUGCUCUCGCCUCCGUCGCCACCACAUCUUCCCAGUUCUACGCCCUCUCUACCGACGAACACCUAUGGGCCAGUGUUUGCCAAUCCACGUGGCCUUCCACAAGGUCUCCCCUCAUUACCAGCAUCAUCUCAACCUUCCCCCACGCUUCCCGCUCUUUCUUUUCCGACUCUUCCACCACCACGUCUCACUGCACUCCUCUAAAUGUGAACGCUAAUCCAGACCGCACGCCCCAGCUGAUCUCCGCCGUCGAUCUUUACUACGGCCAACAAAUUGUUUUCUCCAGGGUUCUAGAAACCGAGACGGUGUCCGGUUGGUUCAGGUGCUCGCCAUUCCGGCUGGACCUGCUGGACCCCAAGGACGUGGUUCAGACUUCCGUCCAAUACCCAGAAGGCGAGAACUCGUGCGGGGAGCUGAGGCUGAGCUGGAUAGUGAUCGACCGAGAGGGACGGCGCGCCGUGAACGUUUCGAGCCAGAAGCCGGUAUCGGUGAAGCGGCACUGGCUGAGCGGUGAGUUUCAGGUUCGGUUCGCGUCGGUUCUCGUGGGAGAUAAAGGAUCGGCGUCGGAGCUGGCCCUGUGCCAGCUGGUGGUGACGUGCGGGGGUGCUGAGGGAGGGGAGAUGCAGGUGAGGGAGGUGAGCAUGGAGAUGGAGGACAUGGAGGGAAGGCACUUGAACGGGAGGGAGAGUUUGGGGAUUAUACAGAGGGCAAUGGAGGGUAAAAGGGGAAAGAAGAAUGUCGGGGUGGAGGCGGAGGAAGAAGCGAGGAAGCGAUACAAGGAGUUCGUGGGGAAGAAGAAGGAGAGAAUAGAGAAAAAGGUGAGGGCAGAGGGGAGAUUGGACAUGUUGUGCGUGGGUCUGGUGGCUGUGUCGUUUGCCGCCUUCUUUUCCAUGUUUGUAUUGUGGUGA
Messenger RNA from Prosopis cineraria, 987 nucleotides. RefSeq names its product probable F-box protein At2g36090. The transcript has a single exon. Gene Ontology annotation, molecular function: protein binding. The coding region runs from base 1 to 987 and encodes 328 amino acids. The record is from RefSeq and is a predicted model, not a curated record. NCBI's taxonomy places the organism in Eukaryota, Viridiplantae, Streptophyta, Magnoliopsida, Fabales, Fabaceae.